Bombus pyrosoma is the source of this 11554-nucleotide messenger RNA. RefSeq names its product cubilin homolog (gene Cubn). Lineage: Eukaryota; Metazoa; Arthropoda; Insecta; Hymenoptera; Apidae. The transcript is spliced from 52 exons. Bases 88 to 11334 code for a protein of 3748 amino acids. The record is from RefSeq and is a predicted model, not a curated record. Gene Ontology annotation, molecular function: calcium ion binding.
UCAAAACGAGAAAGAUCACGUGUAGCAUCCGGCAAGAGAUGCUACAAUAAAAAUUCGAUCGCGUACGCUUCAAACCAUCGUAGCGACAUGGCUACGAGAUCGCAAUGGUUGCUGUUAACUUGGUUGGGAUUCUGCGCGGCAUGGAUGGACGAAAGGCCUGUGUUGGAGUCUCGGGACGGAAAUCUGUUCAUUUCCUCUGCGAAGGACAAGAACAUCACCCUGAAGAUCUUGGGACAUGGCCACUUAAACGUGAACGAAAUUAAUUUGCUUGAAGUCGCGAACGCUGCGGUAGGCGCGACACGUUCAAUCGAAAGAUGGACAAUGGGAUACCUGAACGAAGUGGAAACGAAUUUACAACGACUGAUACAGGUUGUGGAGGGUCCCGAGGGUUUGGAGAAAAGAAUAGCCAUGAUGAGAGGAUUUGGAGAAGGAAAUAGCACGUUGCAGCCCGGGGCUCAAUCAGCAAAUCGAUCUACACCUGGAAUGAAUUUAAGAAUUCAUAUGAUGGCUCGAGUAAAGCGAAUAGAAGAAAAAGUAAAAUCGAUAGAAUUGAAGCUGAAGAUAAACGAAUGUAGUAGCAAUCCCUGUCUGAAUGGCGGUACGUGUCAGGAUCUUUACGAAGGAUACCAGUGUCAUUGUCCAUCAAAUUGGGAGGGUCCAAAUUGCGUCGUCGAUGUAAAUGAAUGCGUUCGACUAUUAGGAACAGAUCUUGGAUGCCAAAAUGGAGCCACCUGCCAUAAUCUUCCAGGAUCAUACAGUUGCGAUUGUACAGCAGGAUGGUACGGUCUCCACUGUACGAAGAAGUCUUCCAUUUGCAAACCGGAAAACUCCAACGAACUAUGUGGUCACGGUGUCUGCGUUAGCAAAGAAGGUUCUCCACUUGGUUACACCUGUAUUUGCGACCAAGGUUGGCAAUCCGAAGGUACUAAUCCAGCUUGUAUCAAAGACGUGGACGAAUGCUCCGAAAACCAUAGACCGUGUUCUGUGAAUCCUUGGGUUGCUUGUCGAAAUGCUCCCGGAACCUUCUUCUGUGAUUCUUGUCCUCAAGGAUACUCAGGGAAUGGUUAUUAUUGUGCGGAUAUCGACGAAUGUAUGAUCGACAACGGAGGUUGCAGCACAGCUCCCAGAGUUCAAUGCAUCAAUACCAUGGGUUCAAGAAUGUGCGGUCCGUGUCCCAGAGGAUACAGCGGCGACGGUGUCACUUGUGUCUACGUUGGUAGCUGCGCCAUCAACAACGGCGGCUGUCAUCCGUUAGCCACAUGCAUCGAGAAUCCAGCUCUCACGAGCGCCUACGUGAUCUGUCGUUGUCCAGCCGGUAUGAUGGGCGAUGGACUCGGCCCAAACGGUUGUCAAUCGACCGAGAUAUCUGCUCAUUCACCUUGCGCUAAUAAUCCUUGUGUGCACGGAAAGUGCACCAUCCAUGGUACCACCUACACUUGCAUCUGUAAUGCUGGAUACACCGGGAGCACGUGUGACGUCAGAGAUCCAUGUGUACCGAAUCCCUGUAAAAAUAGCGGUGUCUGCGUGAUUUCUAACGGCGUGCAAACCUGCGACUGUCCGUCGACGUACACUGGCAAUAGAUGCGAAACGCCACGGCAGACCUGCGGCGGUGUGUCGCGCAAUCCCUUGGGACAUCUCGAGUUCCCGAUCGGUGGAAACGUUUAUCAGCACGGACUGAGCUGUGCCUGGGUUCUAGUCACCAACAGUUCGCUUGUGUUGAACGUCACGUUCACCCGUUUCAACCUGGAACAUUCGACCGACUGUAAAUACGACUUUUUACAGAUACACGACGGCAGGAACGCCGGUAGUCAGAUGAUUGGCAGAUUUUGCGGCAACACUUUCCCCCUCAAGAAUGGAAAUAUCGUGUCCUCUCACAACUCUCUGUACUUUUGGUUCCAUUCGGAUAACAGCAUAUCUCACGACGGAUUCGCGUUUGAAUGGAAUAGUAUCGAGCCCGUUUGCGGAGGUACUUUGACGAAUGAUUACGGCACGAUCAGUUCUCCCGGAUCACCGGGAAGGUAUCCGCCGAACAGAGACUGUUACUGGACGAUUACAGUUAAAUCCUCAAAGAGAAUACAGAUUCAUUUCGGGCAAUUGAUGCUCGAGGAGCAUCCAUCCUGCGAAGCCGAUUUCCUCGAGAUCAGCACUAUACAUAACGAACGACUGGGGCUUUAUUGUAAUCACACUCAUCCGCCGCCUCUUGUUGUGCCAGCUUCCAAAGCUGUAAUUUAUUUCCACUCUGACAGUGCUGGACAAGAUGCUGGCUUCCAAAUUCACUACUCUGCCAUCGAAGGCGUUCCUGGUUGCAACGACGUAUAUACCACUCCUACCGGUACCGUUAGUAGUCCUACGAUCACAAAUAUUCAAGAUAUAGAAUGCGAAUGGAAAAUCCAGACGACUGUUGGUAAACGGAUAGAAAUUACCUGGCCUAAGUUGGAGCUCUCAGAUACCGAAUGUCGAAUGCAAAAACUCGAGAUUUACGAUGGAGAUAGCAGCGAAUCUCCAUUGCUCCAACGAUACUGUGGUACUAUGACUCCGCCAACGAUAAAGUCGAGCACGAACGUGUUGCUGAUCAUCUUCACAUCUAAAAUGUACUCAGAUGGCAGCUUCACCCUCUCCUAUAACACAGUAUGUGGCAAGCUAUUCACCGACGAUUCGGCAAUUAUCGAAUCAUCCAUGACUGCAGACGGGAUUGAUACCGUUGACUGCGUCUACGAGAUCAAGCAACCGCCUAACAAAAGAAUCGUUCUAAAUAUACUCGAGAUGAAUAUUAGUACUCAGACGAGGAUUCCAUAUAGAAGCCUGAGGCCGAUUAGAUUUCAUCAUUGGAAUCCCUGGGGAAUUUCCACUCUCAACUGGCCAGAGAGAUACAACUGGCAGGAUACAUACAACUGGAAAUUACAAGACGACACGCUUGCAGAAAACAGACCACCCUCUUGUUCGGCAAGUUCUCUCGAUGUGUAUGACGGCCCCAACGAGAACGCUCCGCGUCUCGCUCACCUUUGUAACGCUGUCGUAUCCUCGGACGGUUUAAACUUCUAUUCCACGCAAAAUGUUAUGUUGCUCAAGCAUCAUUCCAGGACUUGGGUCCGUAGUCAAAUCCACUUACUGGCUAAUUACACAACGAUUACAAACAGAUGUGGAGGAUUAUACACAGAAACCAGCGGAAUGAUUCAGACGAACACCGAGUACGGUCACUACCGCAACGGCGAAACAUGCAUAUGGACGAUACAGGCCCCGCUAGGUUAUAUCGUGCAACUCACCUGGUUGACAUUCGAUUUGGAAAAACAAAUUCGUUGUCAACACGACUAUGUCAAAGCAUACGAAAAUUACAUGACCAACAAAGAGGAGAUAGGAACCUUUUGUGGCGAUACCAAACCGCCGAUGAUAAUGACGCAAAGCAACGAAUUGACUUUGAUCUUCCGUUCCGAUUCGACGAUAACCCGCGAAGGAUUUACUGCCACGUAUCUCUUCCUCGACGCCAGGAAAAGUUGUGGUGGUCAUUUCGUUAAGCUAACGGGCGUUAUUCAAUCGCCAAAUUAUCCGAAAAAUUAUCCAAACAAAAGGGAAUGCACGUGGGUGAUCGAAGCACCGAACAAGCAAAAGGUGAUUCUCAAUGUGACGAACUUCCAUUUGGAAAAUCAUCCAAAUUGCGAUUUCGAUUAUCUAGAAAUCAGGAACGGUGGCUAUGCAACUUCUCCGUUGAUCGGGAAAUUUUGUAAAACCGAUGUCCCCGCGGAAAUAAUUAGUCAGACCAGUCAAUUGUAUCUGAAAUUCGUAUCUGACCAAACGAUAUCGUUCAGCGGAUUCCGUAUAGAAUGGGACAGCACGACCAUAGGCUGUGGUGGAACUAUGAACGGCGUCACCGGCGACAUCAUAUCUCCGAAUUAUCCGGAACCGUACAUGCACCGGGCGGAAUGUAAAUGGACGAUCGCGGUGGCGGCAGGCAGUUUGAUACGGUUGCUAAUAGUCGAUCUGCAAUUGGAGGAGCACACGAAGUGUAGAUACGACCAUAUCGAGAUAUACGAGGGGAGCAAUCGUCGAAACGGCCAGAGAUACUGCCAAUAUCCUUAUCCAAAAAUCAUUACGUCGAAGAGUAACAUGCUAAACAUAGAGUUCCGCUCCGACUUUACGAAUUCUGGUCGCGGUUUUCAUCUGAAAUAUGAAACAGUGUGCCAAAACACAUUACACGGCUUCUACGGCGUGAUAGAAUCUCCCAAUUUCCCGUACACGUACGAGAAGAAUGCGAACUGCAGCUGGACGAUUGACGCCCCUAUAGGUAACAAGAUCAACAUCACCUUCUCUCAUUUUGACCUCGAAGGGACGAGCUAUACCAACUCGUGCGACUAUGACUACCUGGAGGUGUACGAAGGUUACGAAGAUGGUCCUCAUACCCCGCUCGGGAAAUUCUGUGAUUCCAACGUCCUUCCACCCAAAAUUCAUUCGUCGGACCACCAAGUACACCUGAAAUUCGUCACCGACAGUUUCCUCAAUUCCAACGGAUUCCGACUGGAAUGGGUUGUCGAUGGUUGCGGUGGACAUCUGACAAGGCCCUUCGACUCGUUCACGUCACCCGGAUAUCCGUCCGCUUAUCCCUCGAACGUCGACUGCGAAUGGUUGAUCGAGGUCGAUUUCUCGCACAGCAUCGAACUGACUCUCCACGAUAUAAACACCGAGAAGCAGAUGGACUGCUACUUCGACAAGGUUCAAAUUUUCAGCGGCAAGGAUGAGAGCGCACCGAAAUUAGUCGAAAUCUGCUACUCGCCUAAACCUGUGGUGUACACCAGCUUCGGGAACCAGAUGUUCGUCAAGUUCCAUUCCGACGUUACGUAUGCGACCCGUGGAUUUAACGCCAGUUACAAAAGCGUUCCCAUCACCUGUGGUGGCAGAUUUACCACCGAUACAGGAAUCAUAUUCUCCAAAAAUUACCCGAAAAACUAUCCGCAUAGUCAGAAUUGCAAGUGGUUGAUACAAGUCGAUCAAAAUUACAUCGUUAAUAUCACCUUCUUGGACUUCGAUAUCGAGGACAGUAGGAAUUGCACCGACGAUUAUGUUCAGAUAUACGAUGGGCCGACAACGGACUCGCCGUUGUUAGGCACCCACUGCGGAAACGAACUGCCACCCUCUUACGAAUCAACCAGCAAUGAGAUGUUAGUUGUUAUGAGAACAGACAGAAUAUUAGGAGCGAAAGGAUUCCAAGCACGGUAUCGUAAGGACUGUGGCGCUCGCAUCAUUGUACGUGAUCAAGGGUACGUCGUUCCAUACGCAACUUACACCACCGACGCUCUUUCCGAUGGAAGCUGUACAUGGAUAUUGGUUGCCGAGGAUCUAGCCGAUCAUGUCACUGUGACAUUCACGUAUUUGGAUCUAGACGUGGUAGACUGGACUCAUCUAGAGGUAUUCGAUGGCGAAGGUUUGGAUGGGCCAUCUCGAGGCCAUUGGGAUGCUGGUACUGACACUGUACCCUUGCCGAUAACCAGUAACGGUAAUGCACUUACCGUGCAUGUGACCUCAAGCUACGAAUUGUUAGCACGCUUUUCCUUCACCUAUUCCGUAUUAGAUUCAGCAUGCGGCGGAACGUACAAGACGUAUAAAGGAGAGAUCGCCUCGCCGAACUACCCCGACAGUUACCCCUUAAACGCCGAGUGCAUUUGGAUCCUGGACAACUCGCCCGGAAAUAGACUUCGCCUGAAUUUCAUCGACUUCGAUCUGCAGCAAAGCGACGACUGUAACAUGGAUUAUUUGGAGAUACGCGAGGACAGUGGGAUCGGGAAGCUGAUCAAUACUUUCUGCGGAACCAACGCAGAACCAGUUCAAACGUCGAAAAAAUUAUGGAUCAAGUUCAAGAGCGACGACGAGGGUGCAGGCAAGGGAUUCAGAGCUCAUUUCCAAGUGAUAGGUGGAGACGAACUAAGUGGACCAGUAGGAACAAUCACUUCUCCGCUUUAUCCGAUUCCUUAUAAACAGACCUACACCAUGUGGAGAAUCACGGUCGAGUUUGGGUCGAUGAUUCGAAUCGAUAUCACGGAUAUAUAUAUUAACAAUUUCGAUACUGGCGACAACUCUCUCAAGGUGUACGAUGGUUACGAUGACAAUGCGCCAGUUUUGUUGGAAAUUCACAAUUUUGAUCAAGCUCAGUCCGUCACGUCCACUGGUAAUGUAGUCAAUAUAGAAUUUUCGAUCGAUGUCAGCCUUGUAUUUCGACAUGGUGGCUGGUUCUCCCUCAAUUGGCUUCAAGUACCAAGAAGCACCGAUGAUGGCAGUACGGAAAAUGAAGCUGUUAAACUGUCAGAGUGCAGUAUGGAAGUGUCUCUACAUAACAGCAGUAGAUACGAUAUCACGUCGCCCGGCUGGCCUCACGGCUAUGCCGAUAAUCUUCGUUGCGUAUGGAUUUUCACUUCUCCACCUGGAACUCACUUGGUCUUUAGAAUAUUAUACAUGGAUCUGGAAGAAACCAACAAUUGCGUGGCAGAUUUUGUCACGGUUUACAACGGCAAUGCCCUGACAGACGAGAGUAACGCGAAUCUAUUGCACAAAUUAUGCCUAUCGAACUCUACGUCGAUGACGAUAGAGGCGGAUAACGUGAUGACGGUGAAGUUCGAAUCAGAUAACUACUUGAACGAAACAGGUUUCAGCGCAUACGUCUACCAAGCUUGCGGUGGUAAGCUAUCUGGGCCAAACGGAGUGAUCGAGUUCAAUAAUGUUACAUCGAGGUUGCAGUCGCAUAGUUGGGAUGUUUCGUGCGAGUGGGUGGUCACAGUGAGGCCUGGGCGAACGAUAGAAGUGAACAUCGUUGAGAUGUCGAUAAAAAAUCCCAGUUCCACGUGCAGUAAUAAUUUUCUUAUGUUGAAAAAUGGUGGAGAGAUUGCGUCACCUUUACUUGGAGCUGGAAAAUACUGCGGUUUCGUGAUACCAAUCCCCCUCCAAACCACCGGAAAUCGCCUAUACGUGAAGGUGCACGGUAUUCAGCCCAAUAUUCACUUUAAAUUAACCUACAGCGAAGUGAGCAUGAACUGCGGAGGUGAAUUCUACCUGACGAGCAAGCAGAAGGAGUGGGAAAUCGCCACCCCGAAUUACCCGAACAUCCCUCCAACAUAUUCCGAGUGCACGUGGACAGCAAUAGCGCCUGGCAGAGAAAGGAUAUUCAUCCAUUUCAUCGAAAGAUUCGAUUUGAGUUCCUCCCUAAACUGUGAGAAGGAGUACGUUGAAAUCAGGGAUGGUGGAACGAGCAACUCCAGACUGUUAGGAAGAUACUGUAAAGACACAGCUCCCAGCAGCAUGGUCAGUACCGAAAAUAUGAUGUACGUUCGCUUUUACACGGACGUCCCCGAGCCCAAGAAUGGUUUCAAAGCUGUGCUCUCUAUCAAAGAUUUAUGCGGUGGGAUCAUCAGAGGUCUCAGUGGCUUCAUCUCAUCACCGAAUUAUCCGUUGGGUUACGCCAAAAAUCAUAAUUGCACUUGGCGAAUAAUCGCUCCAGCGGAUCACACAUUGAAAUUCACGUUCUUAGAUAUAAACUUACCUAACCGCCAUUCUUGCAAGGAUUACGUGCAGAUCCAGGAAGUGAUGCUGGUGAAUAACACGAGUAUCGAAAUUGGCAAGUAUUGCGGUUUCGUGAAACCGGAAGCCAUCGAAACGGCAUCCAACGAAGCGAUAGUGACGUUCAUAAGCGAUGAUAUCGAAUAUGUAUCCUACCGGGGUUUCAAUCUUAAUUUUACCGCUAGUCAAGAAAUCUGUGGAGGUGAAAUCACUGAUAUGACGGGCACGAUCAAGCCGAACGGUUAUCCCAAUAUCGCAACGAAUUCAAAAUACUGUGACUGGAGAAUUAAAUUACCGGUAGGAUAUUACGUAGUUGCUGAAUUACAGGACUUGGAUAUCAUGCCCGGAACUCAGUUACGACUGGGUUACACAGUAACGUUUUACAACGAUUUCCGCUUCAAAUCCAGGAUCAAGACAAUACGAUCGAAUUCAACAGAUCGAAUAAUAAUAAGCUCUAGUAAUACCAUGAUGAUCGGUUAUUAUUCGUCACCAGGCUAUCGUGGUUUCAAAUUGCGCUAUCGUGCCGAACCGAAUCCUCCCUGCGGUGGAGUGAUACAAGAAAUCAAAGGUAAUCUGUCAGCACCAAAAUAUCGACCCUUCAACGAGUCGUCCUAUUUCUGUCUCUGGAACAUAGUAGCACCGAACAGUCUAAUAAACAGCAAUCAUCUUGGAGUGACAUUGUCGAUAAAGGUGAUUGGCCUGGUUGCCGAAAAUGGAUACCCCUUAACCAACUAUUGUUUCCGGGACGGGGUCAUCUCCCUCAGUGGUAUCGGUAUGAUUUGCGGCAACUUCUCGGAACCGGUGUACUUGAGAAGUCCCAAACUGAUGAACGAGUUGACCAUAUUGAACGGUACUUUUGGGGCACCGAUGCGCUUCACCCUCGAGUACGAAUGGCAACCUUGCGGUGGCAUUCUUAACGGAUUGACGCACGUGAUACAGGCGCCUAAAAAUAUAUCCUAUCCUAUUAGUUGCGUGUGGCACGUGAAUUAUCCAGACAAUGGAGAAAUGAUCAAGCUCCACUUCAACAGACUACACUUGGGUGGCUGUGACAAGAAUUACAUCAGUAUCAGGAACGGCGGUCCACUCUCGCCAGAGAUCGGCAAAUUCUGCGGUAACGUGCAACCUAAUAACAUCACCAGCAUAUCUAAUCAGCUGUGGAUCGAAUAUACAGCAGUAGAGGAUCCCAGUGACUUCGAGUUCGUCCUGGAACCAGAGAACGACGGAUGUGGAGGCACACUUCAUGACAAUAGUCGCGAAAUAUCAUCCCCUAAGUUCCCGGCGAAAUAUCCCAACAACGCGGAGUGCAUCUGGGAAAUAAUGGCGGACAACGGCUAUCACGUCGGCCUGGUAUUCGUUGAUCGUUUCAAUUUGGAGAGCAGCCCUAACUGCGAGAAGGAUUACGUACAGAUGUUCGACUGGGUGACAGACACAAAGAAUAAAUCUUCCAUUGGAAUGUGGAAGGAUCUUGGAAAAGUCUGCGGUAGAAACACGCCGUUGACAUUCAAUUCGACCAGCAAUCGUAUGAAAGUUAUCUUCCAUUCGAACGAGGCGAUCCAGGGUGACGGAUUCCGCGCCGUUUGGCAGGAGAACUGCGGUGGAGUUUUCGAAGCCACCUCUCAGCGGAAGAUUAUCACAUCGCCAUCGUAUCCGAAUUUCUAUCCGCCAAAUUUCUUCUGUAAUUAUACUAUCGUGGCGUCAGAAGAAAGCAUAAUAAUCAGUUUCAAGGAAUUCCAGAUCGAACACAGUCGCAAGGACUGUAUCUUCGACAAUGUGACGAUUUCAUACGAAGACACGUAUGUAAUGGAGGAGAAUGUUUAUUGCGGAGAGAAUAAGCCACCCUUAAUAAAGGCGACAAACAAAGCAGAGAUCAUCUUUAGAACCGAUAGAUUCAUUCAACGAAGCGGUUUUCUAUUCGAAUAUCAUCUCAAUGACUGUGGCGGAACGAUAACAGAGCCUGGAGACAUUAAGCUCUUAACACGCGAUGGCACAUACCUCGGAGGGACGGACUGUGUCUGGAAAAUCCAAGCACCUUCAGACAAGAGUGUCGUUCUCCGUUUCGAAAGUUUCGAACUCGAGUCCAGCUACAGCUGUUUAUACGAUGCCGUGACAAUCUACGAAGGCCUGGAGGAAAACGAGCAGAACAGACUAGCUAAACUGUGCGGAGAUCUGUCGGAACAUUUGCCAGUCAUAAAGUCUAACUCAAGUUCCAUGCGGGUUUUGUUCCACGCGGAUUACAGCCGCCAGUAUACUGGUUUCACCGCAAAGGUACUUUUCGUGAAAAGUGUCGCAGCAGGUUGCGGCGGAGUCAUUCAUUUGCUUACUCCUCAUAGUCAGACGUUCAAGACUCAGAAAGAUUCGAUGUACGAUAGCCUGGAAGACUGUCACUGGAACGUGAUAACAUCAGUGGGAAAAGUUAUCAAAUUCACCAUCAACAGCAUGGAUAUCAAGAAUAAAACUAUCAAUAAAAAUGCCACUAUCGACAAUGAAUGCACUGGCGAUUUCCUUGAGGUUCGCGAUGGCGCCGGACCUUUUAGCCAGCUUUUGGGAAAAUUCUGUGGCAACCAACCUCCGCUUCCUAUAUUGUCCGGUUCCAACACUCUUUGGAUACGAUUCGUCAGCGAUGGUACGCUGGAAGGAGCUGGCGUCGAUGGCACGUUCGACACAUUAGAUGCGUUAUGUGCCUAUGCCGCCCCAAUAGCAAACAACUCGAGACUUACACUGACUUCGCCGAAUUAUCCGAAUAAUUACGAACCAAACACAAGGUGUCAUUGGACAAUAAGUUCCGAAGACAUGUACACCGAAAGACUAAGGAUACAAUUUUUAGACUUCGAUCUGGCUGACUCCCACCAGUGCGAAGAUGACUACGUCGAAAUCAUAGACGGCAGGAAUCGAAAGUACAUCGAGGAGGGCUACGGCGAGGACUUCAUUUGGAAUGGAAACAUGCUGACAGAAAUGUAUGAUUCGGGCGAUUUUGCACCAUCCACUUCGUACAAAUACUGUGGCAACAAUUUGCCUCAUGAUUUCUAUAGUUACAGCACCGAACUGCACGUGACCUUCAAAGGUUCUAGCACUGGUCACAAAGGUUUUAAACUCGAAUAUAGCAGGUCGACGUGCGAUCGGAAUUUCACUGCAGAACAAGGUCGAAUCGUGCACGAAGGUAUCACUGAUUGUUGGAUCACGAUAACAGCGCCUGAAAACCGCACAAUCUCUUUAUAUUUUAACCAAUUCUCGCUCUACGACCCGGACGAGUGCACCAAGAGCUCCUUACAAGUGUUCGAUGGUGAUUGGACUAAUAAAUUGGUAGCGUCGUUGUGCUCUAUGGAUGUGCCUAGUCCUAUUUUCAGUACCGGAAACAAGUUGAGUUUACAUUCUUGGUCCGAAUGGUCAUCCAGCUAUGAGUUCUACGACAUCACAUAUACCACUACGGACGCAGGUCGUGGCUGCGGUGGUCGUAUAUUUAAUUACGCCGGAUCGUUUACGUCACCUAUGUACCCCAACGAAUAUCGCAAUAACACGGUGUGUGUCUGGGACAUUACCGUACCAAAUGGCCUGAAAGCCGCCUUGACUUUCCCAGUAUUCGACCUCGGCACGAAGAAGAGCUGCUCUUACGAUUACAACGUUGUGAAAAUCUACGAUGUCACAUCGACUGGAGAGGAAGUUCUUUCCACUACUUACUGUGGAGGGGAUGAUCCGGCAUCGUUCGUGGCCAGCAGCAAUCGGGUGAUCGUGAAAUUUAUUUCAUCGGUGAACAAUAUUGGAACCGGUUGGAGAGCGAAUUUCGAUGGCCGAGAGGAUUAAGAGCAGAGACGUCUGAGUGCAAACAUCAGAGAACGAUUUAUAAAUAUAUUUAUUCUAUCAAAGUGUAUGUAUAUUUCGCAUGUUAACAAUGCAGUAUAUUUAUGGUAGAGUGCUUUGAAAAGGUAAACGAAUUAAGGCGAUUGUCCGACAACUAUUAUCUGUAAAUAACGUAAUGUUUGUGCGAUGUGGGUAGAGAUGAAAUAAAUCAGAUUUCGUACAA